This is a messenger RNA of Suricata suricatta (meerkat), 1571 nucleotides long. RefSeq names its product T-cell surface glycoprotein CD1a-like. Lineage: Eukaryota; Metazoa; Chordata; Mammalia; Carnivora; Herpestidae. Gene Ontology annotation, molecular function: endogenous lipid antigen binding; exogenous lipid antigen binding; lipopeptide binding. Gene Ontology annotation, biological process: antigen processing and presentation, endogenous lipid antigen via MHC class Ib; immune response; positive regulation of T cell mediated cytotoxicity. The transcript is spliced from 6 exons. The record is from RefSeq and is a predicted model, not a curated record. Gene Ontology annotation, cellular component: external side of plasma membrane. Bases 76 to 1092 code for a protein of 338 amino acids.
GGGUGUGGGGAGGUUUGUUAGAACAGACGCCGAAGACCCACUUUCUAAGAGAAAGAAAGACCAUCUGCAAAUAAGAUGCUGUUCCUGCAAGUGGCGUUGCUCAUCCUUUUCAUUCCAGGUGGUGACAGUGACGAUGACUUCCAGGAGCCGAUCUCUUUUCGAGUCAUCCUGACAACAUCCUUUUACAACCAUUCGUGGACACAGAAUCAGGGCUCAGCUUGGCUGGGUGAGCUGCAGACCCAUGGCUGGGACAGCAAGACUGGAGCUUUCUUUUACCUGUGGCCUUGGUCCAGGGGCAACUUCAGCAAUGAGCAGCUAAUGGAACAAGAAGAGGCAUUUUAUAUACUCUCCCCUAGAUUUCCUCUGAUAUUUCAGGACCACAUCAGUCAAUGGCAGCUUGAAUAUCCCUUUCAGAUACAACUGGUAGGAGGCUGUGAUUACCAUUUUGGAAAAGCACUAGUACGCUUCAUGAGGAUUGCUUACCAAGGAUCAGAUCUCAUGAGCUUCCAGAACAUGUCAUGGUGGCCAUCUCCAAAGGGAGGAAGGAGGGCUCAGCAGGUCUGCACACUAUUCAAUCAGUACCAUGUGUUAAACUUAAGAAUACAAGAAAGUAUUAAUGACAUCUGCCCUUGUUUCCUCUUGGGUCUUCGUGAUGCAGGGAAGGCAGAUCUGCAGCAACAAGUGAGGCCCGAGGCCUGGCUGUCCGGUGGCCCCAGCCCUGGUCCUGGCCAUCUGCUGCUGGUGUGCCAUGUGUCUGGUUUCUACCCAAAGCCAGUGUGGGUGAUGUGGAUGCGGGGUGAGCAGGAGCAGCAGGGCUCCCAGCGAGGUGACAUCCUGCCCCAUGCAGAUGGGACAUGGUAUCUUCAGACGUCCUUGGAUGUGGAAGCCAGGGAGGCAGCUGGCCUGUCUUGCCGAGUGAGACACAGCAGUCUAGGAGGCCAGGACAUGGUCCUCUACUGGGAGCAGCACCGUCCCAUGGGCUGGGUCUUCCUGGCGGUGAUGUGCCCCUGGUGCUUCUGGCGGGUCUUGUGUUCUGGCUCUGGAAGCACUGGAAAACACACUGGAGACAUUAGUGCACUGACUUCCAUUUAAAGUGAGAUCCAGCAGCCCAGCGGUCAGGACCUACUUCAACCCAGCUCAGUGGUGAAGGACUUGAAAGUCUCUGUGGGCAACUUCUGUCUUUCUCUCUGCUCAAUGAAGGUUGUCAAUAUGAGUUAAGUGUUAUUUAGCAGAAUUUCUUGUUCUGACCUGAUUCAGAACCUUAAAUCUCUAAUUUAUUUUAGAGUAAAAUGGAGUCCAAGCGCCUCCAUGGGUCACAGCAUCUUGUGUCAAUUCCUCCAGGAAGCCCUCCCUGAUCCACAAGAGGAAGUAGUCUCUGACUGUUGUGAAUUUCCACCACUUUAACCCGCACUGUGGAUAACCUACACCUCAAUUCCCAUCCUUUUUUGUGCCACAUUUAUGUCUUUUUUCUCUUCUAAUUCCAGGUCUCUUGAAUGCAAAGUCCAUGUCUUUUCAAUAUUUGUAUCCUUGGCAAGGAGUCUCAGCUGCACGGACUAUGUCCUCAAUAAAAA